Molecule: messenger RNA, 1209 nt
Organism: Saccostrea echinata
Lineage: Eukaryota; Metazoa; Mollusca; Bivalvia; Ostreida; Ostreidae
Product: angiopoietin-4-like
Exons: 9
Source: RefSeq, a predicted model, not a curated record
AUGACUACAGAUGGAGGGGUUAUUUUGAGAAGGAUUGACGGAUCAGUCGAUUUUUAUAGAUCGUGGGAUUCGUACAAAGACGGGUUUUGGAACGUUAAUGGAGAAUACUGGCUAGGUAACAAAGCCAUUCAUAUUCUUUUGACGAAUGAAAAGCAAGAAUUGAGUGUAGAUCUUCAAAACUUCUCAGGCAAAAAAGCAUUUGCCAAAUAUUCAUCAUUUUUAGUGGGAAACGAAUCCCAAAAAUUCAAGUUGACAGUUAGUGGGUAUAGUGGAACUGCAGGGGAUAGCCUAGCGCUUCAUAAUGACAGAGCGUUUUCCACGAAAGAUGAAGACAAUGACACGUGGAGUAAAUCAUGCGCUGUGCUGGUAAAAGGAGGAUGGUGGUUCAAACAAUGCAAUUUCAGGAAAUUUGAGGCUCUGCUGAAGUUGACCCCCUGGAACUGGAAACACCUGAACACAUCAGUCAAAGUGGACACUCCAGUCUCUGUUGAUAUUUCUCUUCUGUCUUACUAUAAUAGGCUUACUGGGAGACACUUCAGCAAGUAUAAGAAAUUUCAAAAAUACAGGGAAUGUGCAUCAAUUGUAAAAUUCAUACCAAACACAAAAGGGAAAGAUGGAGUCUACACUAUAUACCCUGAUAUGAAGACAAAGAAGGUGGUGUACUGUGACAUGACUACGGAUGUAGGGGGCUGGGCGGUGAUACAAAGGAGGAUUAACGGAUCAGUAGAUUUCUAUAGAUCUUGGAAAUCCUACCAAGACGGAUUUGGGAACGUUUAUUCAGAAUACUGGUUAGGCAAUGAAGCCAUUCAUAUCCUUACAACAAAGAAAAAACAGGAAUUGAGAAUAAAUGUUCAAAACUUCUCUGGAAGCAAAGCAUUUGCCAAGUAUUCGUCAUUUUCUAUUGGAAACGAGUCCCAAAAAUACAACUUGACCUUGGAUGGGUACAGUGGUACUGCAGGGGAUAGCUUUGGACAGCACAGUGGUGGACUGUUUUCCACGAAAGCCCAAGACAAUGACUCGUGGGGCAAAUCAUGUGCUGUGGUAUAUAAAGGCGGAUGGUGGUUCAAAAGCUGUCUAAAUUGUGACCUAAACAGACCUUACCACAGAUCUGCUGUACAAAAGUGGGCCUCUGUUGUAUGGUACCAAUUUGGAAAUGAAAAUCGUUCCUUGAGGAAUAAAAGGAUGAUGAUCAGGCUUAAGAGCAAUCUG